Molecule: messenger RNA, 1665 nt
Organism: Oncorhynchus keta (chum salmon)
Lineage: Eukaryota; Metazoa; Chordata; Actinopteri; Salmoniformes; Salmonidae
Product: neurofibromin-like
Exons: 12
Coding region: 303-1529 (408 amino acids)
Source: RefSeq, a predicted model, not a curated record
AAUUCUUCCUAGACAAUUGGGGAAAAGAUGUCCCUAUUGUACCAGCUAGGAAGUCCUAUAAUUUAGCUACCUUGCUAACUGUAAACAAAUGAGAGGUGUGACUCCAACAUGCACUGAUUAAAAUGCAAGGUCUGUCACAUGUGGGGAAAAAAUGAAGAACAUACUGGUUGCAUGCUGUCAGCCAACAUUCAUGUUGCUGUCUGAGGAAUCUGGAUUUUCAACCUGACCAUGUUUCUGCUCUGAGGUUGCAGGAGCUGACAGUCUGCUCAGAAGACACUGUGGAUGUGCACAAUAUAGAGCUCAUGCAGUACAUCAACGUGGACUGCUCCAAACUUAAAAGACUGCUCCAAGAAACGGUAUUAAAAUUCAAAGCCCUGAAGAAACCUGCCCAACUUGCCGUCAUUAACAGUUUGGAAAAGGCCUUUUGGAACUGGGUAGAGAACUACCCUGAUGAAUUUACCAUGCUCUACCAGAGACCACAGACAGACAUGGCAGAUGCUGCGGAGAGGCUGUUUGACCUGGUGGACAGCUUUGCUGAGAGUGCCAAGAGGAAGGCAGUGGUGUGGCCUCUACAGAUCAUCCUCCUCAUCCUCUGUCCCGAGAUCACACACAUCAUCUCUCGAGAGUUGGUGGAGGAGAGCAAGGCCAACAUGAAGCUGUUCCUGGAGAGCUUGAGGAAGGCUCUAGCAGGCCAGGGGGGCAGCAAGCAACUAACAGAGAGUGCAGCCAUCGCCUGUGUCAAACUGUGCAAGGCCUCCACCUACAUCAACCGGGAGGACCACUCAGGCAUGUUCCUCCUGGUGCAGUCCAUCGUGGUGGACCUCAAGGCCCUGCUCUUCAACCCCACCAAGUCCUUCUCUCGCGGGGCAGGCAGCCAGAACGCAGACGUGGACCUCAUGAUCGACUGCUUCGUCUCCUGUUUCCGUAUCAACCCUCACAACAAUCAGCACUUUAAGGUCUGUUUGGCCUCCGCCUCCCCCUCUACCUUUCACUUUGUCCUGGUCAACUCCCUGCACAGAAUCAUCACCAAUUCUGAUCUGGACUGGUGGCCUAAGAUUGAUGCAGUGUACUGCUACUCUGGAGAGCUGCGACUAAUGUUCUCAGACACUCUGAGCCGAGUGAUGCAAGGCCUUCACACACAUGCCCCACAAGGCAUGACGCCGACUCUGUCAUUUAAAGGUGAAAUGACCACCAGCCUUAAGUUCAAAGAGAAAACCACAGACCUGUAUACACGCAGCUACAAGUGCCUCCUCCUCGCUCUGGUCAAACUCAUCCACGCUGACCCCAAACUCAUGCUGCACGCAUGGGAGGACACGCAUGCAAAAUGGGAGCAGGACACCAAACAGAUUCUGAACUUUCCCAAAAACAAGGUGGAGGAUGGAGUGGAUCAACAUGACAGGCUUCCUGUGUGCUCUGGGUGGGGUGUGUCUGUCCCAGCGCAGCAAGCCCUGUGGCCCCACCACCUACAGCCCCCCCAUGGGCCCCAUGAGCGAACGCAAGUACUCUAUGGUCUCUGUGGGCGUCUGUGAGGUCUCCAACGCUGCAGCUGGAGCCUCAGCCACCUGCUCCUCCUCUUCCCCACUGAAACCCCCCUGGGCAGGUUCCUGGACCGCCUGCUGGUCCUGCUGGUAUGUGGUCCUGAGAGGGUGGGUCUACACGUCCGCA